ACAGGUUUCAUGACAGGCCGACUAAUCGCAGACAAUGGUCUUCUCGCCCACCCGGCCAUGUCACACGUACAAACACAAGCACAACAGCAGCACCCCGGAGUGAUCUUCCUAUGGCAUCAGAAAAAAGCAUACGACCGCAUUGCUCCUGGAUAUCUGGAACAAAUCAUCUGUAAUCUCUAUUUU
Zychaea mexicana is the source of this 183-nucleotide messenger RNA. RefSeq lists its product as uncharacterized. Lineage: Eukaryota; Fungi; Mucoromycota; Mucoromycetes; Mucorales; Lichtheimiaceae. The record is from RefSeq and is a predicted model, not a curated record. The transcript has a single exon. The annotation marks the transcript as partial.